Molecule: messenger RNA, 4556 nt
Organism: Chrysemys picta bellii (western painted turtle)
Lineage: Eukaryota; Metazoa; Chordata; Testudines; Emydidae
Product: zinc finger protein OZF-like
Biological process (GO): regulation of transcription by RNA polymerase II
Molecular function (GO): RNA polymerase II cis-regulatory region sequence-specific DNA binding; DNA-binding transcription factor activity, RNA polymerase II-specific
Source: RefSeq, a predicted model, not a curated record
CAGCUCUCUGGCUGGGGCGCCCAGGGUGUGUGUAGGGGACAACUAAAACCUGCAGCCGGGCUGUGCCAGCUGACGGGCUCAGCCUAAAGGCAGUUUAAUUGCGGUGCAGACUUUUGGGCUUCUGCUGGAGUCUGGGCUUUAGGACUCUGCUCUAUGUAGCUCUUGGUGCAGUAAGAGAUAUUCCCUCCCCUACCUUGUCUCUCUAAUAUCCUGGGACCAACACGGCUACAACAAUGUAACCCUAAUUCCUGCCUAUUAAAGAGGGCAAGCCCAGGGAUGGAGCGACUGGAGAGUGAACCAACCCUGUACUCACCCCACAAUGCUACUCCAGUGCCCCACAUUCACCCUGCAAUAGUGGCUCCAGCAGGGUCCAUUGGGGCUGGCUGGGCCCAGUGUCCUGCUCUGGACAUUGCAUCAUGGUUGGAGGGGCUGCAGUGCUACUCAGGUUUGGUCUGCCCAGCCCUCCGGCAUGGUGACACAGGGUCAGGAGUGCUGGCUAAAUGUGAGUGGGACUGUGACCUGGUGCUCCGGGUUGCUGCGACACUAACUGAAGUUUGGCCUGCCUGUCCCAUCAUGACAGAGGGUCAGCAGGAUGAUGCCGCAGAAGUGGUGCUACUCUUUGUGCCAGGAUACAACACCCACAGCAGGGGGCCAGCCUCAGCUCCCGAGCCACCACUGUGGGGUGAAUCACAGACACAGAAAACACUGUCCAUUACUUUUUUUACACGGUGCAAACCCACACCCAUAAUAAUGGUACAAACUUUCAAACCUCCCAGUUCUGUGGACCACUGUACAUCUGCCUCACCUGCAAUAACUAUUCCUCUAUCAUUGUGUAAACUUUGCCAUGCUGAGUUGGGUUGUUUGUCCUUUCAGAUGUUGGUGACGUUUGAGGAUGUGGCCAUGUAUUUCUCCCCAGCAGAAUGGGCGCUGCUGAGCGAGGAGCAAAAGCAACUUUACAGACAUGUCAUGUGGGAAAAUUACCAGACUCUGAUCUCAUUAGAAGGAAUCCAAGCCCUCAAGCCAGUGGUGAUCUCCAGCAUAGAGCGAGGAGAAAAUCUGUGUGGGCCGGGUCCUAUAGAAGAUGAAGAUGGGGACAUCCUGAGAGGAACCCACCCAGAUUUUCCAGAUGCAGAGAUCUGGGACUGGUCAGUAAUUGAAAGCUCCUUGGGCUUCUUCCUCACACAAAGCUCUUUCCCUGGAGCAGCAGGGGCGAGGAACCUGAGCAGGGCUGAGGGGCAGACUCCUGAGGAAGACUCUGGCAACCUGGAGUCACCCAGCCCUUUCCCAGGAACAUCAGUGGAGAGCCAUUCCCAGAAAACUGAGCGGGGAAGGCACCGCAAGAGGCAGUGCAGGCUCCAAAGGCAGAGGAAGCACCUGACUAGAAAGGAGUCAGGAACCCAAAGAGGCCAUCAGAGGAGAUCCAGGCCACAUCUAAAGCCUCCUGCAGAGGGAAAAGCUGGGCCCAGAAAGACCCUAUAUACCUGCCGUGUGUGCAGAGAAGAAUUCAAGGUGCAGAGAGACCUGAUAAGCCACCACUGGACGGUUCAUAGGAGUCAGAAACGGUAUCACUGUAGCGAGUGUGGGGAGAGCUUUAGGAGAAAGAAAGAUUUCAGAGCACAUGGGAAAGUUCACAGAAAGAAGAGAGACCAUCCCUGUUCUGAAUGUGGGAAGAUAUUCAACCGGUUAUCGCAUCUCAUUGCCCACCAGAGAAUACAUACGGGAGAGAGACCCUAUUGCUGUGCUGAGUGCGGAAAAAGAUUCGUCGAUAUAUCAGCUCUUAACAGCCACAAGAGAGUCCACUCAGGAGAGAGACCCUUUGCCUGCGCUGAGUGUGGAAAGCGAUUUAUGAAUUCUUCAGCAUUUCGUAAUCAUCAGGCAGUCCACUCAGAAAAGAGACCCCAUCGCUGUAACCAAUGUGGGAAAGGCUUCAAACUUGCAUCAACUCUUACUAGGCACCAGAAAAUCCACAGCAAAGAGAGACCCUUCUUGUGUCAUGAGUGUGGGAAAAAGUUCUGCCUACGAGAACAUCUGAUCAGACAUCAGAGGAUCCACACUGGGGAGCAGCCCCAUUGCUGUGCUGAGUGUGGGAAAAAAUUCAGUCUCCUUCAAAGUCUCAGGAGACACUGGGAAAUCCAUAGCACGGAGAGACUCCAUCGCUGUGCUGAGUGUGGGAAAAUAUUCGGUCAUCCAGAAAAUCUCACUAGACACAAGAGAGUACACACUGGGGAACUCUAUCGCUGCACUGACUGUGGAAAAGGCUUUGUCCGUCUACAACAUCUCACUCACCACCAGAGAAUCCACACUGGAGAGAAACCCUAUUGCUGCACUGAGUGUGGGAAAAGUUUCACCCAAUCGUCAGGCCUUAUCAACCACCAGAGAAUCCAUUCAGGAGAGCGACCCUAUCCCUGCACACAGUGUGGGAAGUGCUUUGCUCACUCAUCAUCUCUCACUGAACAUCUGAAAAUCCAUUCAGGAGAGCGACCAUAUUCCUGCAUACAGUGUGGGAAGCACUUUGCUCGCUCAUCAUCUCUUACUCAGCAUCGGAGAACCCACCCAGGAGAGCAACCAUAUUCCUGCGCUCAGUGUGGGAAGCGCUUUGCUCGCUCAUCAUAUCUUACUAAACACCAGAGCACCCACUCAGGAUAGAGACUCCUGACCCUUGUUUUUGAUGGAGGGAACUUCUUCAACCUCUCACUUCACCCUGUUCCCAAAGCCUGUAAAAGAGGGAGAAGUUAGAACUUGCUCCCACUCUGAAAUGUUCCCACCUCUUCACUAAGUAGACACAAGUUUAGGUGCUGAGUUUGUUAAAAUUAUUUUGUGUAGUCCUGGAGAUGGAAGAAUUUAACCCUAGAGGUACUGAAACAUUCCAUUGUGGGCAUUAUGGGCUGCAGCUGGGACAGAGAUGAUUGGUGUCAGGACUGCACUUUGGAGUCCACAAAUCAAUCAAACAGCCACAAAACAAAUUGAUCAGCAGUACCAGGCCAGUGUCUCCCUGUUCCUCAAGUGGGGAAAUCCGUGGCUGUGCCUGUCUGUCAGAGGGCGAUGAUGAGAUGCGACUUUAUGUCACUGUUGUCUCAUCGUUCUUGGAGGGAAUAAAAUAAUACAAGAGAAUGAUGUGUCUGAAAUGGCUGCAUUGCCAUGUGUGUAGGUGAAGACCUGCAAUCUUCCGUGCAGUGCUGACUUUAUCCAUGACUGCCUUUCUUUUUGGAGCAGGUUAUACCAGCUGCAUUUCAGUUCAAUUGUAAUAUUCUCUAAACUGUUAUUCCCACUCUAGAAAUGGGGGUGUUAGGCUUUGAACUAGUAAAAAUCUCCCAGAAUAUUCUGUGCUCAUGCUAAUCUUUAUUGUGCUAAUUUACUAGUAGUUCAAUUGUUCUAACCUUUGUUCAUUGUAUAUGUGGAAUCUGUCAGACGCAAGAUGUAUGCUCUGUUAAGGUUUGCCAAAUAUGAACUGUGUGCUAGGUACAGUUAGUGCAAAUGUGUCCUUGAUCUAAUGCUACUUGUGUGCUAUGGUCUAUUGCCAGCUAAACUGCAGUGUGCAUCAUUAGAUAAGAAAAGGUGUGUAAGGUCUGUGGAAUUUGGAAUUUUCUGUCUCCUAAAUGAGGAGAAUACAAUUAUCAGCUAAACUGUGCUCAUAGUUUGAAACAGAGUGAAGAUGUAACUGCUGCAAGACAGGUUUCAGAGGGUUGCUGUGUUAGUCUGUAUCAGCUAAUACAGUCAGGGUGGAUGUGGCCCAUUCCCAAGAGUUGACGAGAAGGCAUGAAUAUCAGCAGAGGAAAAAAAAUAUUUAUUGUAGUGCUAACGAGGCCAAUUCAAUCAGGGUGCCAGCAAUGCCUCUCUGCCACGUACAUUGACCAAACCAGACAGUUUCUAUGCAAAAGAAUAAAUGGACACAAAUCAUACCUUCUUAUCAACGGUUGAGAAUGGGCCACAUCCACCCUGAUUGUAUUGGCCUCGUUAGCACUGAUCCCCCACUUGGUAAAGCAACUCCCAUCUUUUCAUGUGCUGUCUAUUUAUACCUGCCUACUGUAUCUUUCACUCCAUGCAUCUGAUGAAUCGGGUCAUAGCCCAUGAAAGCUUAUGCCCAAAUAAAUUUGUUAGUCUCUAAAGUGCCACAAGGCCUCCUCUUUUUUCCCCCCUGCAAGACAGUUCUCUAGAUUAGCCAUUUUUCCUGUGCUUAAUUUGUCUAAGAACCAAGAAAGAUUAGUCAUAGAGAUUUCUUGAAUUGUAACUGUCCAUAUAAUUUAUGUGAAAACAUUACCUCUGGAUCAGGAACAAUUUGGUUGACUAUUGCUUUUGGUUGAUUUUUUUCCCCCCAUGCAUGUGGUAUGGCUACUGUCAAAUUCAAUACAAAAUAGAGAGGGGGGUAUGAUAUUUGGCAGAAUGUAGCCCAGACACGCAGUGUCAGCUCUGGGAAUGGCAUAUUCUUGUCUCACCACAGUGGCACUUAGGCUGCCCCGAGAAGUAUUUUAUCACUUACAGCCACUCUCAUCCCAGAUCCAGAUUUGAAUAAUUAUUAAAUAAUGUAUUAAUUUACUAAUCUACACUGCUAUGAACCU